CCUCUCUUAUCGCUCUUCUCAUCUGUCAUUUCUUCAUCCUGUCCUCUCUAAACUUUUCUCUUCUUCGUUUUCAUUGUCUUCAUUGCUCCCGCGGCUCGUCGCCACCCCGUAAUAGACAUCAGGAAACAAGCAAUUAAUCCCGCCGCCCUCCGAUUUGCCCGGCUGGAUUGACAUCGCAACAUCGGACAAAAGCAGCUCAACUCCUAGUAACACAUCAACUACUCCCAGAUCGAGCUUCCACCAAUACGUCCAUUUCCCUCCCAUUGCUCUCAAAUCAAUCUCUCGCCCGCCAUGUCUUCAUACUUCUUCUCGGGACACCACCCACAUCAGCCCCAGCAGCACCAGCAUCAACACCCGCCACCCCCAACCCACAUUGCGCAACACACCUCCCAUACUCAUCAUGGUGGUCGCUCUCGUCGUGCGCAGAAGAUGGGUGGCCAGAACUCCCAUAGGCAGUUCCGUGGUGUGAAAAGUAUGAGGGAAUUGGCCGAGGCUCCUGCCAUCACAGCUUUCCGUGCCAGAUUCGAGGCUGGUCGUUCCUUUGACCUGGACGAUGACCUGGAGUUUUGCCCCGGUCUCUUGACUGAGGACGAUUUGCAAUCCAUUGCGUCUUCUGUUUCAGACCGUUCGUCCCUCGCCAGCGCCUCGCCCGAUUCUUCACCUCUUCAGCACCAGAUUCAGCCGACGCAGCAGGUGGCCCCGGCUAUUUCGCUGUCUCCCGCUUCAAUUAAUUCCUACAACUCGAAUAGUUUUAAUCAGAUGAAGAUCCAUCAACCAUCGGCGGUCCGAACAAGAAAUGCCAUUCCAAUCGUCAAUCCAAGCACUGGCAUGCGCGUCUCGAGCCCCCCGUCCACCAUCUCACCCGGCAUGAUGCAGUCUGACCAGCGUCGAUGGUAAACAUGACUCGGGGGAAAUGGAAACAAGCUCAACACCCCCGGUCUCGUAUAUACGUCGUUCUUCCUCCAUGCCGCUCGGUAUCUUUCUGCAUCUCCUGGGUCGACCAUCCUUUUCUACUUGUUAACCAGUUCCUUCGGUUUAUAUCAUCUUUUUUAUUUUCAGUUCGAGUACGAUUCCGUGGAUCACCGUCCCUCCCGACCACUUAAUACUUUCGACUUGUAUAUAAAACCAUUUUUCGAACCCUUCCGCCCCUUUAAACCCCCCUUUUCGACCUUAUUUUGCGGUGAUCCAAUGUUUUAUACGAAGAGACGUUUCGUUUACUGAGAGCAAAUGGGGUGCAUCACGAGCCGAUUAUUUACUGUCAUUUCUGGUGGUUUCGUUUUUCUCUGGAGAAAAAACAAAAAGAGUGUCCUUGAUUCCCUUUGGUCUUAACCCGAUGAUGAAAUAUAGAAUGAGCGGCGACUGUGUUUUGGAAAAAAGGCUGUACAACGGACCGUGGAGUUUUGUUUCUGUUUUGUCCCCGAGCGAGCGAAAUCUGUUUCUUGUUGCCAUACGUUACAUUUGCACGGUUGGGCUUCUGGUGGGUGAUUACGUGUGGGCGAAAUCUAGCGUGAUAUCCAUGAUCAUAUUCAUUUUGGGCCGUGGCUGAACUGGAGUGAGAUGGGGAUAUACUUGGUCUUUUUUUUUCUCUUUUUGGUUUGUCUUUUUGCCAUUGUUUAUUUUUACUGCUGUUUUUCUUUUUUUACCAUUUCCCGCUCCAUGGUUGUCUCUAUAGACAGAAAUGAUGUAUGGGUGCAUCGGUCUUUGUUUUGUUUUUGGUUGAAUACUCGACGCAGCUUAUUCCUUUUGGCUAUUUCUAACAUACUAAAUACGCCUAUACCACUUAUUCCCUCAUUUACGCGCGCUCAUUAAUUCUCUUUUGUUUUCGCGGUUUAUCUGAGUUUUGUUUUCUUUUUGUUUUGGAAAAAGAACAAAAGAAACCACGGUUGGAAACUACGUAAAGACGGAGUGGGAAAUACAUCCAAUACGGUUUGCUUG
Molecule: messenger RNA, 1935 nt
Organism: Coccidioides immitis RS
Lineage: Eukaryota; Fungi; Ascomycota; Eurotiomycetes; Onygenales; Onygenaceae
Exons: 2
Coding region: 292-897 (201 amino acids)
Source: RefSeq, a predicted model, not a curated record